Paramisgurnus dabryanus is the source of this 5783-nucleotide messenger RNA. It is a transcript of the gene radil2b, whose product is annotated as Ras association and DIL domains 2b. NCBI's taxonomy places the organism in Eukaryota, Metazoa, Chordata, Actinopteri, Cypriniformes, Cobitidae. The record is from RefSeq and is a predicted model, not a curated record. Gene Ontology annotation, molecular function: GTPase binding. Gene Ontology annotation, biological process: regulation of GTPase activity; angiogenesis; negative regulation of Rho protein signal transduction. Gene Ontology annotation, cellular component: cell-cell junction.
GUAAACAGCUCACGAAGUUUCCAGCCACAGCCCAUGUAGACGAAUGGGCACGCAGAGCGAGGGAGAGAGAGAGAAAGUGUUUCGUGGAAACACAGGACACGGGACUGGUUUUGAUAGUUCAGUUCAGUUUGAUCCUGUGUGGAUUUUAGGGAUGUUUUCAACAGUGUGACCUGCGCGCUCUGGCGGGACCGUUAGACGAGAGUAGAUCGAAGACGAGCGCUGGAAGACUUUGGGAACGAUGAUAGGUAACGAGCGGACAUCCAAACCGCCUCCAGCAUCACCUGCGGCUUUACCGGUUAACACAUCAAAGAGAAGAUUCACAAGAGUCGGAAGAAAGCAAAGCAAUGGUUCCCUCCAGUCAAGCUCAUCCAGCGGCACAACCACAGAGAUUGUCGGUAUUCGCCAACCAGCAAAGAACAAGAUCCGUCGCCACCAGCAUCGCCUCUCUGCCGUGUUCAGCCGAGGUUCUCUGAGAGACUCUGGGGAGAUGGCUGCUUCAGGAGAGGAAGUGUCGGUGACUGAAGAUCCCUCUGAGCUAUCAAAUCACAUCACGGCCCCAGGCAUUCUGAAGAUUUUUGGCACUGAGAUUUGUGAAGGAGCCAACUAUAAAAGUGUACUGGCCACAACACACUCCAAUGCCAAAGAACUGGUCAAAGAGGCAUUAGCCAGAUACUCCCUAAGCAAAGAAAAUAGUGAUGACUAUGUGUUAUGUGAUGUGAUUGGCUGUAUUGGAGAUCACACCUGGAGGACUGAAUGUGUUCGUGUGGUAGGUGACAAUGAAAAGCCCCUUCUGCUACAGUCCCUCUGGAAACCUAAAGAGGGUUAUGCACGUCGAUUUGAGAUCCAGCACAAGGCUACUGUGGAAGAGAACAACUCCAGAGAUAAGGACACAGUGACCGCAGGCAUAAAUGCACAGGCACGAAAGUUGCAGAAGACGCGCUCCAGAGGCAAAUCUGUUCCUCUGGACAUCUGUGUAAGCGAUGGUGGAGAUGAUAAUGGCAGACACAAUCUGUUUAGGAGUGCAAGCGAAACGAAACUAACAGCUGAUUCUGAACGCACCUGCAUCCGAUCCUGUAAAGAAGCCGGCGAAAAUGGCAAGAACCAAUUGCAGGGGGAGGAGCCUGAGGCUGAGGCCUACAAAGCAACACACUGUCCUGCCAAUGAAAGAGAGGAGACCGAGAGUAGCGAUGACAACUCGACACAGUAUUCCAUUCACCCACCCCUUGAGUUUCCUUAUUUCCUGCUCCUGCAGGGCUUCAGUUACAGACAGGAUUUUAUCAUCUACGCACUGAUAGGCAGCUACACAGUAUUUGGGCACCAAGUUAAACAAACUUGCAGUGAGCGUGAAGGUGAUACAGAUAGUCACCUUCUAUGGGCGCCUGAUAUUCUCCCCCAUCACUGCUGUGUUCAGCGCCUGGACAACCAUCCAGCCCCUGACCAAACUCUGGGAGGUGUCACUCUACUAAAACCCUUUGAUGGAGCAAAAGUGAAGUGGAAUGGAGUUGUCAUUACCCAAGAUGCUGAGCUGCAAUCAGGAGACAUCAUCGGUUUGGGUGAUCAUUACCUUUUCAUGUAUAAAGACCCCAACUCACCAAGGGUCACAACUAACGUUACCCUACCAUGGCAUCAUGAGAUGUUACAUACGUGCAGGCUACCUAUACUUUGUAAAACAUGUACAUUAUCAGAGAGAAAGUCUCGCGGUAAUGGCUUGCCCUGUCUUAAGGAUUCGGAAGGAGAGGAACUGGUUCUGGCUUAUGAUGUGGAACAUGAGUCCAGGGUCCUUAAGGAGAUAUUUGCAAUGGUUGAGAAGACUGAAAGUGCACACAGACUGACCGCAUCCUUCCUGCUGUGCUUGUGUCUCCAACAGUCUGCUACUCAUUUCUCAAUGCCUGCCAUACGCAGGCUGCUGUUACAUAUAGCCAAUGAGAUUCAAACGGUCGUUUGGGCCAAAGCAAAGGAACUUGCAGCUUUAUUAUCUGAAAACAGUGAGUCAGACCCAGAAGACUUGCAUCCAAGCACUGAAAAGCUGAUCCAGGGUCUGGAACCACUCGUCCUGUGGAUGGCCAAUUCAAUCCAGCUCCUUCAUUUCAUUCAGCAGGAGGUUCCUCGUCUGCUACACGCAAUCUCACAAGAAGAGGAGGAGGAAGAGGAAGAUUGUAAUGCGGUGCUGGAGUUACGCCUGUCCUCUAUACGAUCAGCCAGUGAGGAGGCCAUGACGGUCCUGGAGGAGGUCAUAAUGUUCACCUUCCAGCAGUGUGUCUAUUAUCUUACUAAGAUGUUGUAUCCAGUUCUUCCAGGCUUGUUGGACAGUAAUCCUUUCUCCAAAAGUGGACAGCUGCAGAUCUCGAAGGACAUCAGAAAAGUCCUGGAAAUCUGUACAAAAACACUGCAGCUAGUCAGAGUGUUCCAGGUGCACCCAGAAAUCACAGUGCAGCUCUUCGCCUACCUCUUCUUCUUCAUCAAUGCUUUGCUUUUCAAUCUGUUGAUGGAGAGAGGAUCGGGAGGAAGUUUUUACCAGUGGUCCCGUGGGGUCCAGAUCAGGGCUAAUUUGGAUCUGCUUAUAGACUGGGCACAUGGAGCAGGACUGAAUGAUUUGGCACACAGCUACCUUCUCAAACUCUCCACAGCUGUCAAUCUACUGGCCACACCCAAGGAAACUCUUUUGCAGAUGUCCUGGAGUGCCCUGCGGAUGGAGUUUAAUGCACUUAAUCCAGCACAGCUGCACCACGUACUCAGAGAGUAUAACUCACGACGCUCGUGUCCUGCAGCAUGGGCGCCCUCUAGUGAUGAAAGCAACACUGCCCUCACAACGAUUGAUAUCCUGGAAAGUUUUGAUAACCACCCACCUCUCAUACUCCCUGUGGAUGGAUUUGUUCUUGAUCUAAAAAGACCGAUCAGUGAAAUGGAUCUAGUUAAACAGCUGGGUCAUUUUCAAAGGCUGAUUAAAAAACUCACCGACCCAGAUUCUGGUUCAAAUUCCACAGAACCGCAUCAGCUCGUCUUCGCUGUACCAACAGAGGCCAAACUUACCAAACUGGAAGCUCAUCCAACAGCGCAUCUUGAACUUGGACACACGGAGAAAGUUUUUCAUUGGGCUGGAACAAAUGAUUUGGGCUCUUGUGAAACUAUUUUAACAAAGAAGCUUCAAAAUCUUGAGUUACAGAGGAGAGGGUUGCAUCCCAGCAGUGUGGAGAGCUCGGCCCCAUUUUUACUUACACCACCAAACCCACUGCAAAACCUUGAGCUGAUGGAUCCUGAAACAGAGCAUCAGGAGACGAUAUCACACCAUCAGACCUCUAAAUACCUUACUGAAAUCAAACAAGAAGGUAAGGGUGAUGAGGAAGAUGUGUUUGUGCUGGAGUUGCAGAGAGGAUCAUGUGGUUUGGGUCUGGCAUUGGUAGAUGGACAGGAAACACCAUUUAAAGUCAAUGGAAUAUACAUAAAAUCUAUAAUGCCGGAAUCUCCUGCUGCUUUGUCCCAGCGGCUGAGACCAGGGGAUCGUAUUCUAGCAGUGAAUGGACUCAGUCUGGUUGGGGUGGACUACCAAACUGGCAGGGAGCUCAUUCAGACAUCAGGAGACAGGCCACGGUUACUUGUUGCCAAAUCUGACAGAAAUACAAGAGAAGCAUAACAUUCCUCCCACAAAACAACUUUUCUAAAAUGUUUUACCAAAUGAUUUUAUGUGUAUAUGUCUUUUAUUUUAUUGUUAUAUGUAUGUGUGUGUGUGUGUGAUUCAUUAAUUGAAUUUUGAGAUUAAUGCAAUUUGAGUUUGUUACCUGUUUGCCAUCGGAGUCUUCUCUUUCUUGGUGCAUCCUGCUGGUAAAGCCAAUCGCCCCAAGCACCUCAUCUGUAUCAAUAUUAUAAUCAGAAAGCACAGAUCAUGAUAAACACAAAAACUUUGACUGUUAGAAUCUGUGAUUGAUUUAAAUAAACUCCAACCGCAGGAAAGGGAACAAUGACAGUACACAGGAAAUUUGCCAGAGUAAAAUUUACUCGAUUUGAAGAAAAUUUUACUCUAUAACAGAUAACAUUUGGUCCCUCUCUAAAAAAAGUAAAAGUUACUCUUUUGAUUGAGUUGCUUUUUUAGAGUUAAUUAUUCUCAAUGUAGUGUUAAUAUUUUACUCUGUCAUGUAAUAUUUGACUCUAUGUAGUGUUUGUAAAAACAACUCUAGUACCAUUUUACUCGGUUCAGAACUAAAAGAAAUUGACUCCGUUACAAUUUAACCCUAUUUAGAGUAAUUUCAGAUUUACUCUUCCACAAUUUACUUCCCCUCCGGAGUUGUUUUUCAUCAAUUAUUAGUGAACUACAAAAAAUAACCAACUCUGUCCAGAGUUAUUCUUCUGAAUUACAAAAUUCACAUUUUACCAUCAAACAGCUCGAAAAUGAAAAACAUCAGUCUGAAACAAACCUGUAAUUUCAGUAAAAUUUUAUUAUCUUGCUAAAAACAGCACUAUACAUUUUAUUUGUCAAGCCUCUUUUAAACAGCAUUUUUUACAAUUCAUAACAACACUAAAAUAAUAUAAAUAGUGAUAAUACAACAGAGGAGAUAAAGAAUUACAUAAAAUAAUAUGGUACAAUAAACAAAGCAGAAACAAACUACUACAAAUACUGAAAUGAGAUAUAGUUAAAGGAGACAUUUCACAAGACUUUAAGAUGUCAAAUAAAUAUUUGCUGUCCCAGAGUAUGUAUGUGAAGUUUUAGCUCAAAAUACCAUAUAGACAAUUUAUUGUAACAUGUUAAAAUUUACACUUUGUAGGUGUGAGCAAAAAUGUGCAGUUGUUGUGUGUGUCCUUUUAAAUGCAAAUGAGCUGCACUAAAUGGCAGUGGUUGAAUAGUGCAGAUUAAGAGGCGGUAUUAUUAUAAUAAGAUCCCCUUCUUACAUCACAAGGGGAGCCGAAUUUCAAUGAGCUAUUUUUUCACAUGCUUGCAAAGAAUGGUUUAUCAAAACUAAGUUGCUGGGUUUAUCUUUUUCACAUUUUCUCUGUUGAUAGAAGCACUGGGAACCCAAUUAUAGCACUUUAACAGGGAAAAAGUCAGAUUUUCAUGAUACACUGUAAAAAAUAAAUUGUUGGCUCAAUGAAUUAUUUUUUAGUAACUACUUCCACAGAAAUUUUACGUUCACUCAAUUUCUGACUCCAAAGUGUUAUCUGGAUUGAUGUUUUUUAGUUGGCCUAAUUUUGACUCAAAUAUAAAAAAGUAUGUUUGCUCAACUAGCUUUAUAGCUCAUUCAACUAAAAUGUUUUAAUCAGUUAAAUCUUUAAAAACUUACAGCAAAGUCUCUGUCAAUGAAAUUUUAAGUAUUUACUCAAUGUUUUAUGUGUUACUUCAAUUAAUAUUUAUUAUUUGGGAAUUUUUAAUAAACUUUUUAAAAUUAUUUAUCAAAUAAUUUAUGCUGGUGUUGUUAACAAAUAAUUAACUUCAGUCACAUAAAAACAGAAGCUUUAUUCACUUAUCAUACAGACUGAACAUAAAGCACUCCAAAGUCAGUCAGAACAUCUGCAGGGCCAUUAAGGAGAACUUCUUUCACCAUGUAUCUCUGGUCUGCCUCUCUCCACAUCAUCACCGCUCUGGUUUGAUAAACAGAGGAAUAUAAAUACACACACACACACAUACAUAAAUACAUGUUUAAUAUAAUAAAGCUUGACGGUGAAAGACUUUAUACCCUAAAAUUGCCAAAUUUCCCUCAGACGUCACACGUAAUUGAAUUAAACACUAUUGGGCGGUUUUCUCGGACAGGACUUAUCACUGACUAAAAUACUGACAUCUCUUAACAUAUGAGUGC